This is a messenger RNA of Chenopodium quinoa (quinoa), 756 nucleotides long. Its product is annotated as sporozoite surface protein 2-like. Bases 1 to 756 code for a protein of 251 amino acids. Lineage: Eukaryota; Viridiplantae; Streptophyta; Magnoliopsida; Caryophyllales; Amaranthaceae. The record is from RefSeq and is a predicted model, not a curated record. The transcript has a single exon.
AUGGAUCUUAAUAAUCCUAAUUACGGAAGUGGUUCCUCUCAAAAUAAUCCAAAUAACCAAUCUUCCAAUUCUCCAAAUUUCCAAAGUAAUUUUCAUUUUGAUCCAAAUAACCCUACUAAUCCAAAUGCUCAAAGAAUGUUAUUUUAUAACAUUCCUAACCAACCAAUGCAUCCAAACCAACAAUUUCUACAACAAUUUCCAAAUCAAUUUCCAAACCAAAAUUACACACAACAAUUCUCAAACCAAUUUUCAAACCAAAAUUUGCAACAAAUUCCCCAAAAUUAUCCAUCUGGUUUUAUGUUCCCGAUGUCACAACAUUAUGGUGUGAACCAAAUAAUUCAAAAUAGUCCAACAACUCCUGAGGGAGAAAGAAGCAGUAACUUAACCCCACCCGAUGAUCCAAGGGUUCCACAACAAGGUAAUGAUGAUGUUGACGGUGUAGGUGAUGAUGAUGUUAUUGAAGCUCCCCACGGGAGCAACACUGUUGUCAGGGCAGAAAAAUGGGGUGCAAAAGAAGAUGAUGCGCUCGUUUCGGCUUGGGUAGAAUGUUCAGUUGAAGAUCCGGAGAAGGCAACAGAUCAAAGUUUGGCCGUAAUGUGGAGGAACAUACAAUCCCUUUAUGAUCAAGCCAGAGAAGAAAAUCCAUCCACCAUGCGCCCUAGAAUUUUAAGAUCUAUGAAAAGUCGGUGGGCAAGAAUAAAUAAUGAUGUGAGUACAUGGGUUGGUUGCUAUAGUGAAGCAAAAAAAGGUAUAUGA